Messenger RNA from Babesia ovata, 273 nucleotides. Its product is annotated as M-phase phospho 6, putative. Gene Ontology annotation, biological process: maturation of 5.8S rRNA. The coding region runs from base 1 to 273 and encodes 90 amino acids. The transcript has 2 exons. Lineage: Eukaryota; Apicomplexa; Aconoidasida; Piroplasmida; Babesiidae. The record is from RefSeq and is a predicted model, not a curated record.
AUGCAAAAGACAGCAAGUUCAAACCUCUCCAAGCUUCGCUUUAUGCAAAGGGGCGAAAAGCCUCGGCAGAAAACCGUGGAAGUUGCAGAACGGCUCCUCGACGACGAGGCCGCCUGGGUAAUCGAGGGAUUCGAGGAAGUCCACAAGGCGCACUGCGCUGAGGAAUCCCAGCCGAAAAAAAACCUCAACAACAGAUACGCCAGUAGGAAAUCCUUUAACGGAACUAACCCGUAUAUCGAACGCCUGAUGCAGGCGAUGCGCAAAAGGCGCUGA